Acipenser ruthenus (sterlet) is the source of this 7091-nucleotide messenger RNA. Its product is annotated as ELAV-like protein 3. Gene Ontology annotation, cellular component: ribonucleoprotein complex. The transcript has 7 exons. The record is from RefSeq and is a predicted model, not a curated record. The coding region runs from base 416 to 1555 and encodes 379 amino acids. Gene Ontology annotation, molecular function: RNA binding. Lineage: Eukaryota; Metazoa; Chordata; Actinopteri; Acipenseriformes; Acipenseridae.
UGCAUUGCAGCACUGGCACACAGAGCAGAUAUCUGAAGGAAGGAAAGUUUGGGGGUUGAAUUUGAAACACUACACCACAGAGCGAACAAAUCGCACACACACCAAGGAGAGACCUAAAGGAGGAAGAAAGAGCGUCCCUUUUUUUAAAUUCAUUUUAUCCGAGUGCAAUAUUGUCUUGUGGGACUUAAAGGGACGAAGAGAAUUCUUUGUUCUUGUACUGCAGUGGGGCUAACAUUGGCUCAUCCGAAUACAGAGAACUGUGAUCGCAGAGAAGACCCGUGUGUUUUUUUUUUUAUUUUUGUUUUGUUUCUUCUUUUUUGGGACAAAAAACAACCCUAAAAAAAAAACAACCCAAAAACCAAAUACAUCCACACAAUCGAAGGAAAUAAAUAUCAUCUUUCCCUGCACAUUAAGAAUGGUUACUCAGAUAAUCAGCACAAUGGAAACUCAGGUGUCCAACGGUCCGACCGGAAACAGCCUCCCCAACGGUCCUGUGGUCAGCACCAAUGGUUCCACGGACGACAGUAAGACGAACCUGAUUGUAAACUACCUGCCUCAGAACAUGACCCAAGAGGAGUUUAAGAGCCUGUUUGGGAGCAUCGGGGAGAUCGAGUCGUGCAAGCUCGUCAGAGACAAAAUUACAGGUACCGUACCUGCAGCAACCACAGGUAUUAGUGCAGGUCAGAGUUUAGGUUACGGAUUUGUAAAUUACGUCGACCCCAACGACGCUGACAAAGCUAUCAACACGCUAAACGGACUCAAACUACAAACCAAAACCAUCAAGGUGUCCUAUGCCCGCCCCAGCUCCGCUUCUAUUCGCGACGCCAACCUGUACGUCAGCGGGCUUCCCAAGACUAUGAGCCAGAAGGAAAUGGAGCAGCUCUUCUCUCAGUAUGGCCGGAUCAUCACCUCCCGAAUCCUGGUGGACCAGGUGACAGCAGGUAUAUCGCGAGGAGUAGGAUUCAUCCGGUUUGAUAAACGCAACGAGGCCGAGGAAGCCAUCAAGGGUUUGAACGGGCAGAAGCCGUUGGGUGCUGCCGAGCCCAUCACCGUCAAGUUCGCCAACAACCCCAGCCAGAAAACCGGCCAGGCUCUGCUCACCCAGCUGUACCAGACCGCUGCACGCAGAUACACGGGCCCCCUGCACCACCAGACACAGAGAUUCAGACUCGACAAUAUACUAAACAUGAGCUAUGGGACCAAGAGCUCUCCCUCUCUGCUCCCCAGGUUCUCCCCGAUCACCAUCGACAGCAUGACCAGCCUGGCUGGAGUGAACCUGACGGGGCCUUCGGGAGCCGGCUGGUGCAUCUUCGUGUACAACCUCUCCCCCGAGGCGGACGAGAGCGUGCUGUGGCAGCUGUUCGGGCCCUUCGGGGCGGUGACCAACGUCAAGGUCAUCCGCGACUUCACCACCAACAAGUGCAAAGGCUUCGGCUUCGUCACGAUGACCAACUACGACGAGGCCGCCAUGGCGAUCGCCAGCCUCAACGGGUACAGGCUGGGAGACCGGGUCCUCCAGGUCUCGUUCAAGACCAGCAAGCAGCACAAGGCUUGAAGAGGCGAGGAGACGACAGCGGCAAUCCCAUUGGAAGAAGAGUUCAAAUACACACAUUAUUACACGCCCGAGUCCCCUUUUUUUAAGGAAACACUAGCCUGAAUUGAAUUAGAAUAUGAUUUAUUCAAUAUGGACGUUUAAAUGGGAAAUAGAGACUGCGAUCCCAGGGGUCCUUUUUUUCUAGUUUAAUUGGUUUAUAGCGCCUCUAUAGUUAUGACAGCCGUAUUAUUGUCUAUAGUCUAGAUUAUUGUACUUAAUGGCCUUAUAGUAACACAAGCUAUCUAUAGGGGUGCUGUAAUCAGGCUAUGGUCUUGGAGACACUGGGAACUGCUAUAUAUGUGGCUACUUACAGCAGUCUCUUAAUUUUGGAUUAAAUUCAUGCAGAUAUGGACAAAUUGGAAUUCAGAAAUGUGACGUGCAAUUUUCUUGGGAAUAGUUCAAUUGAAAAAAAAAAGCCUAACACAAACAACUUAAAUAGAAAUAUGUAUAAAAGGUGUACAAUUUCUACCAUCAACGUUUGGGCAUUCGAAACAUCAAGAUCAAACAAAGACUUUUUUAUUAAAAAAAGAGAAAAGAAAUGAAAAAAGAAGAAGCAGCCAGUGUUAGCUUAUAUACAUAUAUAUAUAUACAUAUAUAAAUAUUUAUCGAUAUUUAUCACGGUAACAGCCAAGUAAGUAAGCAAUUUUAUAAACCGACCUUUGAAUACUGUUUCUGAAACUUCUUAAAGAUGUUCCAGAAGGACUGGGUUUUCUAGCCCUUCCAAAUGUUGUAUAAAAAAAAUCAGAAUAAAACCACACAUCUUCUUAUAAAGACAUGUUGCGUUAAUGAAAAGUUUCUUCAACGGAAACCUAGGGCAGGGGGGACUAUUAAAACAGACGCGCGCACACGCAGGCUGAUUCAAAAUAUACGAUACAAAAACUUUCAAGAUGCUCCCGAUAAUUCUUUCAUUUUAUUUUUCAUUUUUAGAAAUAUAUUUAAAAAUAAUAAUUAAAAAAAAAAAAUUGUCUAUGGAAUUGUGGACUCCUUAUAAAAAAAGAAAAAAUGUUCACGGCAGAUUUUUUUUUUUUUAUUCUUCCAGUUGACAACCAAUAUUGGGGUGCAAAUCAUUUAGUCUUCUGGUGACCAAGCCCUGCCUGUAUUAAGCCCCGCCCCAAUCAAGCCCCGCCCCAAUCAAGCCCCGCCCUCCCCUUCAAUGAGCUUUUAGUGUUCCGUGGAUGACUGUGGGCGGGUCAUGUGAGCAGUCCAGACCAAAUGAGAAACUAUCAUCACCUAUGGUUGCUAUGGUACAAUAAUACAUUAAGAAAAUGAAACAUGUCUACUGAUCCCAAAUUUGCACUCCUGGUAUGCCUGUUGGAAUUAGACAAAAGAAACACGCAUUUGACAGUCAAAGCUGCAUAGAACGACUGUGUGUUGCACGCAAGACUGGGUUCCAUCGAGCUACAGACAAUUUUUUAAACGCAAUUGUGUAUUUAAAAAAAAAAGAUCAAGGAGCUUAUCUGAAAUUCCGUAACAAUUUUUUUUUAUUUAAGAUUUAUUUUGUAUUAUUUCAAUUUUAAAAAAAGCAAACACUUACCAAACUAAGAAAAAAAUCAAUAAAUGUAUAUAAAACGUACGUGCAUUCUAGAAGCUGUCCCCUUUUUAUUCCAAGAUCUUCCUUUUUUCUUGUGACUUCAGAUAAAAAGAACGGAAAUAAUACAAAUCAAAGGAUUGUUCGAAAGAUCAAAUUUCAUAUUUUCCACGUUUGGGAGGAAAAUAUAUUUAAAAAAAACAGAUAAAAAAGAAAGACAAUAAAUAACAUUAAACUGUGUUUGAAUACUUUUUGUUUUUCUAAAUAACACAGAACUAGCCAAAGAGCUUAAUCUCUUUGAUGGGCGAGGGUUACUUCAACAAAAAAAACAAAUAAAAAAAAAACAAAAAAAAAAGAAAAUCUAUUUUUAUAAAAAAGGACAAAGACCUUGUUGAGAAUUUUUACUGAUUCUUGAGCUUAAAAAAACAAAACAAAAAAAAAGAAUAUUUUGACAGGCUACAUUGUUUCAUUGUUUUGAGGAUAACAUUUCAAAAAUAAAUAGAGAGAGAGAGAGCUAGAGAGAGGAAAGAUUGUGUCGCGUGCACGCCUGAUUGUUAAAAAAAAAAAACUUUUUAAGACUUUGAAAAAAAAAUUAUAAUAACAAACGUAUCUCUUUUUGGAGGCGUUGCCCUGAUAGUGUUAGACUUCUUUCAUUAAUUAUAUUCUUUUAUCCCACGCCCAGGAGAACGGAAAACGGGACCUCGAUUGAACCGUUCAAAACCCCAAACUCUCCAGAAGAAGCGUUCUUACUGGCGAGAAGAAAUCCAUCUUCUCAUAUUUAUUUAUUGCUUGGAAGGAUCUCUUUUUUCUUAGAAUAUCCCAAACAAAGCAAAACACCUGAGAGCGGCCGAUAUUAGAACUUAAACACUGAACUAAACUUUUAGCCUUUAAAAUUUUUAGUUUUUUAAAAAUCACCGAACUGAAGCGGCCACGUACCGUCAUGGCUACAAUCUUGCAACAGAUAAAAAAUAAUCAGCAAUGGGCUCCUGAGUGGCGCAUCCGGUAAAGACGUUCCGCCAUGGAGUGCAGGAUGCGGCCUAUAGCCUGGACAUCGCCGGUUCGAGCCCACACUAUUCCACUGCCGACCGUGGAUGGGAGCUCCCAGGAAACGGCGCACAAUUGGCCAAGCACCACCUGGGGGGGGCUUAGGUCGGCCAGGGUGUCCUCAGCUCACCGCGCACCAGCAACCUCGGUAGACUGGCCUGGCACCUGCGGACUUACCUGUAAGCUGUGUUGUCCUCCGACGCUGUGGCUGCAUGGUGGGUCUGCAGAGUGAAAGGAAGCGGUCGGCUGAUGGCACACGCUUCGGAGGACAGCGUGUGUUCGUCUUCACCGCUCCCGAGUCAGCGCAGGGGUGGUAGCUGAGCCUAAAAAUAAUUGGAUAUUCUAAAUUGGGAGAAAAUGGUAAAAAAUGAUCCCACGAAGAGUCGACAGAUCACAGUGAACCAUCACAAGCGAAUUCUGAUCAAAUACUGGACGACAAGAAAAGACAUUUCUAAGUCACAACACUCAAUGUAGGCCUAUAUUGUAUAAGAAAAAGGACAUUUCUUGUACUGCUGGAAAAAACAGAGAUCCUUCUUCAACACCAUGUUAAUAUUUAUUUAAGGUAAACUAACACCCCCCAAUCGUUUGAAGAAGUACGCUGGUAUUAUUAUUAUAAUUAGUUUAUUUAGCAGAUGCCUUUAUCCAAGGCAACUUACAGAGACUAGGGUGUGUGAACUAUGCAUCAGCUGCAGAGUCACUUACAACUACGUCUCACCCGAAAGACGGAGCACAAGGAGGUGAAGUGACUUGCUCAGGGUCACACAAUGAGUCAGUGGUUGAGGUGGGAUUUGAACCGGGGACCUCCUGGUUACAAGCCCUUUUCUUUAACCACUGGACCGCACAGCCUUUAUUGGCGCGACAGGUGCAUCGUGCUUUUGAUUUUCUUAUUGAUCGAGAAGAUAAAAAACAAAGAUAUAUAUUUUUAGAACGAUAAAUGUAAAAUCAUGUGAAAACGAUCAGCGAAAUGCAUCAUUAAAAUAAAAUCGUAAAGUGAAAAUAAAACACUCACCCCAAGCCAAACAAGCACCUAGUCUGAUUCCACGAAACGAUAUCCCUUUCAAAUCAGGCAACGCUGUAUUCCGACUGUAAACAAACAAAACAACCGGGCUCACGCUGGCGAAAAAGAAAAUAGCGACGUAACCUUUUUGGUUAAGUUUAAAAUAGGCCUAAGAAGUAAAAAAAAAUAAAACAAAUCUACCAGGGAUACUGUUUUUGCUUCAUUUUUAGCCCAUGCUGGUUUCAAAUACUAAAACCUCAUGUUUUGCAUAUCGAUUUCACCAGUUAAUUUAGCGUUUUGUGUCAUUGAACUGUACAAGACACACACACACACACACACACACACACACACACACACACCGCGGUUCUACGGUUUCUCGCUUUUUAUUUGGAACAAACUUGAGAGGAUUUUUUUUUUAAGACUUAGUUGCUUUAGUUUUUAAGUUGAUUGCAGAUUUUAGAAUUAGUUAGGCUUUCUUGAUUUAAAAUCAAAUGUGUCGUGUUUGUAAGUCUGUGGUAGCUUUCAUUGAAACAAAAAAAAAUGGAAAAAUACACGAUGUAGCGCCAUCAAACUUGUAAUUAUUUGGGCGAUUUUUAGCUUGUAGUUUUAACUUAUUCUUGUUAACUUAAAAAUCUAUUUAUUAUUAUUAUUAUUAUUAUUAUUAUUAUUAUUAUUAUUAUUAUUAUUGCCUCGUAUAUAAGUAUGUUUUGUGUAUAUUUAUGGUUUAUUUAAUUAUAUUUGCAAGCUUAAGCAACUUAAGUUUUCAGUUUGCUGAGAUGUGGUUACGCUGUUUUUUCUUCUUGAAACGGGAACGAAAAAAAUAUAUAAUACAAUUACGCUGAGUAAGGCUCUCCAUAGAUGCACUGAUUAAAAAAUUGAAAAAAAAGUAAAAAAAAAAAAAAUGUAGUCAACAAAUAUUUAGAAACAUUAUUUGUGUGCUUGAUGUUAUGACUAAUAUUUGUAUUACGUUUGUCUUGUUAAAAAAAAAAAGCUUUUUCUCAUUCUUUCAUCUUGUAUACAAAUAUAUAUUCUGUUUGUAGACCCGUUUUUGUUGGUUUUUUUCUUUCUUUCCUCCCCCAAGCAUGUAAAGACCCGGUUAAAACCACGAUUCUGAAGUGGUUGAUAAUGACGAUUGAUGUCACCUCAGUGUUGCAACUGUGCCACUACAAAAUGGCGCCCAAUAAUGGCACCAUGUGCUUCAAAAUGGCGGUCGUUGGUUGGGUCAGAGUCCUUCAGAAUGCUUGCGAUUGAAGCAUCUAUGGUUGUGUGACUGGCUUCCUUUAUAGCUCAAUAAUUCGGGAUUUUAUUUAAGGAUUGUCCCGUCAAACAAAUAUGUUAGAAUUAUAAUAAGGAUUGGUAAUAAAUGUUAAGAUACCACGCUGGGCUUAAUCUCCCCCCCACCCCCCCAAAAAAAACACCAAGGCUUCCAGUUUAUAAGUUUAUUGGAGGAAAAAAAUUGACAAAAAGUUGGAAAUGCUAUAUUGGCAAAAUGGUUUGUUUUAUACACUUAAAGAUUGAGAAAGAAAAAAGAAAUCAGAAAUGAAAAUAGGUACUGAAUAGUCUUGAGGUCCGAUUUUAAGGAAUGCAACACAGUGGGGAAGACUAAUCGUUUCCCGAUUCUUCUUCUUCUGAGUGUGUAUUUCGUUGGGGGAGGAGAUGGUCUGUGUUUCCUUUGCUGUGUCAACUUUUAACAUUUAUUUGGAUGGUUGAAAAAAAAAAAAAUCAAGUCAGAGUAUGUCAGAGAAAAGGAGAAAAAAAACCAUUGAAAAAAGAACAAAUAAUUUAAAAAAAACUUACGGCUACUUUAGGAUAUUUAUUACUGGGAUAUCAGCAGGGUGCUGUGAAAUACUUUUUCAUGGAAUUGUUUAAUGAUUUGUACUUUUCAUGCCAGAAAAAAAAAUUAAAUAAAUAAAAGGUUAUGAAUCUUA